GAUCAUUGCGUCAUCGGAGCGCGACAGCAGCAGUAUGCUGACAUGGCGGUGUCCGCGGUGCUGAGACGCUCUGCGUGGAUUUGUGUGGGUUUUCUUCUGUGUACUCUUGUAAGUUCGGUCUCUGCGCUCAUUGAAGGACUGUACUGCGGGACCCAGAGCUGCUAUGAAGUGCUCGGCGUCUCUCGUGACGCCGCUAAGGCGGAUAUCGGACGCGCUUACCGACAGCUGGCCAGGAGAUAUCACCCGGACAAAUAUCAGCCCGGCGAGAACGAAGACACGCGAGAGUCUGCGCAGCAGAAGUUUCUCCUCAUCGCCACAGCAUACGAGACACUCAAGGAUGAGGAGUCGCGUAGGGACUACGAUUACAUGCUGGACCACCCAGAGGAAUAUUACAGUCACUACUACACAUACUACAGGAGAAGACUUGCUCCCAAAGUUGAUGUUAGGAUAGUAAUACUCGUAACUGUUUGUGCAAUUUCACUAUUUCAGUAUUACAGCUGGUGGAGUAGUUACACAGAAGCUAUCAACUACCUGAUGACCGUUCCCAAGUAUCGCAUCCAGGCCACCGAACUGGCCAAACAGCAGGGUCUGCUGAACAGAACCAAAGAGAAGGGAAGGAACCGGCGAUCCAAAGAGGAGAUCCGUGAGGAAGAGGAGCAGAUCAUCAGAGACAUUAUCAAAAACAAAAUAGACAUCAAAGGGGGCUAUCAGAAGCCCAAAAUAUCUGACAUCCUCUUGUGUAAAAUCAUCCUGUUCCCCUACUAUCUGUGCAUCUACGUGGCAUGGUACUGUUCCUGGUUUUAUCGUUUCACCCUCCGCGGGGAAGAGUACGGCGACGAGGAGAAACUUUACCUGAUCCGCAGAUACAUGAAGAUGGCCCAAGCUCAGUUCGACAGUCUGGACAGUAACCUGAUAGAGACUUUUUUGGAGAAGGAGCUCUGGAUCAAAGACAAGUAUGAGGCCUACAAAGAGGAGCAGGAGGAAGAGAUGAAGAUGAAGAUGGCCACGGACUCGAGGUGGAAACGUUACAGACGUUGGAUGAAGAGCGAAGGCCCCGGUCGACUCACUUUUGCUGAAGAUUGACCUCAUUCGCUGUGGCAGGUGUCGCCACAGAUUCACGUCCAGGAAACUGAGCUCAUCUGUGCCUGAACACAAACACACUUGUUUACAAUGACUAAACAUGUGCAUGAGAUUUAAAUGUGCACAUGCCUUUUUACAUGAAGUCACCAUGGCUUUGAGAAUCAAUGGGAACUGGUCAUGUAUUAAUAUUAAAAAUAAAACACCUCUCUUAAAACGUGCUGGCUCGUAUAACCGGAGGAGUUUGACUUCAGGUAACCCAGAUGUUUUUACUGUAAAUGUCUUGGCAUCAUCAGGUCCAAAGGACGUCUCUAAAUGUGCAAAUUAAAAUCAUAUGUAUUUGCUCAGUUAUAAGUUUCUGUGGUGCUUCAGUAAAUGGUAUAUUGAAAGUAUUUUAAUGAUGUCAUUUUUAAACAAUGUAAAGAGAGGAUGCAAUAAUAAACCAGCAGUUCAUCACUGGAUUUAUGUUGUGUUCAGUAAAAACACAAAUGGAUAAAGUUUAUCAUAUAAAACCUGCCUUCUGUGAAUGCAUAUCGUUUCACAGCAAUGGAUUUUCAGUUUGAAUGUUUAUUUCUUCUACUCCCCCGUAAUGAUUUCUGAAACUAUUAUCAAAAAUAAAGUUGGUGAUAAGAUUGUGAUAAAUUGCAAUUGUGAGGGUCAUUUUUAAUAUUAGUUUAUGAAUGAAAGAAACUAAAAUGUAUUGAAAGUUAAAGUGUCAGGUGAUGAUUAAACUUUUCCCACAA
This is a messenger RNA of Paramisgurnus dabryanus, 1820 nucleotides long. RefSeq names its product DnaJ (Hsp40) homolog, subfamily C, member 25 (gene dnajc25). Gene Ontology annotation, cellular component: endoplasmic reticulum membrane. The record is from RefSeq and is a predicted model, not a curated record. Gene Ontology annotation, biological process: protein folding. NCBI's taxonomy places the organism in Eukaryota, Metazoa, Chordata, Actinopteri, Cypriniformes, Cobitidae.